AUGAUGCUCCUCAAGCUUGUUAUGAGAGUGGGACCUGUGACGUCAUACGCGGCGGCGCCCGUCGCGCUGGCGGCGCACCCCGGCCCCAUCACCUACACCGCCCACCCGGGCCCCAUAGCCUACCACGGCGCCGCCCCCAUCACGUACACCACGCACGCCGGCGCGCCCCUGGCCUACACGACGCACGCCGGCGCGCCUCUCGCCUACGCCACGCACGUCGCGGCGCCCAUAGCCUACGCCACGCACGCAGCCCCGGCACCCGUCGCCUAUGCCGCCAAGGCUCCUGUCGUUGCGGCUGGAAAGGUUGUAGCAGCUGCGGCGGAGAGCGCAGACUUCGACCCGCACCCGCAGUACAGCUUCUCGUACGACGUGCAGGACGCCAUCACCGGAGACACCAAGUCCCAGCAGGAGACCCGCGACGGUGACGUCGUUCAAGGCGUCUACUCGCUGGUGGAGCCCGACGGCUCCAGGCGCACGGUGGAGUACCAGGCUGACCCGGUGAACGGCUUCAAUGCGGUCGUACACCGCGACACGGGCGCCGUCGCCGUCGCCAAGCCGGUGGUCGGCGUCGGCGUCGGCAAAGUGGUGGCCGCCGCCCCCGCGCUCCAGUACCUCAAGAAGUACUAGGCGUGCCGCCCACGGCACAGCAACGCCUUCUGCGGCAGAGGACUCCGUAGGCUCCGCCAGGUGGUCCGUGGACAUCACACGCUGGGUAUCCUGCGUCCCAGCAGUCUUCAUCCCCCUGGACUGGAGCCUCCGAAGUCGUCGGGAGUUGUCACAGUGUCGAUCGGAACGUAGUCACCUGUGCGCCGCUGUGAUACCAAACGUCGCAGACAGCACGUCUAACGGCUCUGGAUACGGCGAUGGAUACUGAUUUUUCUCUCGUCACAUGCUCAACUGCUCUGCUUUUAUUUAUUUCGUAAUGCGAAGCGCUCUAUGCAUGUAUCUACCCCUUUUGUAAAUAAAUUUCAUGCUUCAAGAUUCGAA
This is a messenger RNA of Schistocerca americana (American grasshopper), 987 nucleotides long. RefSeq names its product larval cuticle protein A2B-like. The record is from RefSeq and is a predicted model, not a curated record. Lineage: Eukaryota; Metazoa; Arthropoda; Insecta; Orthoptera; Acrididae. The transcript is spliced from 5 exons. The coding region runs from base 1 to 627 and encodes 208 amino acids. Gene Ontology annotation, cellular component: extracellular matrix.